UGAGGUAUCAUGUAUAAUAUCAGUCGGCUACACAUAUUAAGUUCUAAUCUAACCUGACCCAAGUUCACCACUCACGACACGUGGAGCGUUGACUGAAGAAUGGAGUUGAAUCCUAGUUAAAUCGUGAGGUUAGACAGUUAAAAUGCAAUAAUGGGAUGCAAGAUGACUGGGAUUAUUACUUGGACGCAAUUGGAGUUGAAGGAACUUCUUGAGGAUGAAGAAUCGCACGUACAUUAUGAGCGGUCCAGAAGACACUUGGGGUUGCAUCCCUUUCAUCUCACUGAUCUAAACUCAGCUCUGCGCGAGAUUUUAUCUGCCACGAUUAAUUCUUAUGACGCAAAAUUGAAUGGAAUUAUUAUAGCCUACAAGAAUCCUAAAUUACUCAGCAGGAUGGGAUCAAUUUUACAUGAUACAUGUUACAUCCACAUUGAUGUGGAAGUAGAUUUUUAUGUCUUUAGACCCAACGUUGGAGAUUCGCUGAAAGGUAUUGUUAAUAAAAAAAGCCAGGACCAUAUAGGAAUUUUGGUGCACAAAGCAUUUAAUGUAUCCAUACUGCGGCCAGAUGGAGAUGAAAAUUGGUUGGGUAACUCAAUUCAGAUAGGGCAAGAAAUUCGAUUUACAAUUACCUACUUAGAUAUCAAAGACAAACUACCAUACAUCAGAGGUUCACUGGACUCACAAGAUUAUCUGCGGGGAUGUAGGCUAUUUACAAGCACUAUUCAAAAGACAGACAACACAGACGUCAAGCCAAAAAAUAAAAAACUUUUCUUUGCGUCGGAUGACGAAGCAGAACAAGACAAAUCUUCAAAGGACACCAGCUUUGAUAACACCAGUGUCCAGGUGGAGGAAAACGACGUCGAUGAUAAAGUUUUGCUCAAGAAGUUGAAAAAACUGAAAAGAGAAAAUAGUGAGGACGAAAGUCAUAUAAAGAAGAAAAAGAAACUCAGAGUCAAAGCUGAAUCACCGCCGUUAGAAGAUGAUAGAAUCCUUACAAAAAAAAAAAAGAAAAAGAAUGUUAAAUCUGAGUUGGUUUGCUCAGAGAACGGAACAGAGAAAGAGGAUGAUAGUAUUUCUGCCGGAGAAACUUUGCCGAUUAAGCUGAAAAAAGUUAAAAAAGAGGUCCUUGACGAAAAUGUCCGGUCAAAACCAAAGAAGAAGAAAAAGACUAAGGAUGAAACAUCGUCUCAAGAAACCGACUUUGAAGUAAGCGAUACCGUUAAACAUCGAAACAUAAAGAACGAGUCAGAUGACGUGCGAAGUUGGAAAAAGCGUAAAAUUAAGGUCGAAGCUUUAUCAUCAGACGCCGAGUCAGAUAUCCACAUAGUCAAGCAACGUAAGCAAAAAAAAGAUGAUUCCAGUGACGAGAGAAGUAUGAUGAAAGCGAAAAUAAAGGCUGAAGUCAUGUCCUCUGAUACCGAAUCUAUUGUAAAUCAAGAAAGGCUAAUUGUGAAUACAAAAAAACAAACCAGUGAUGAAGAGAACAGAAAAAAACGCAAGUUGAAAGUUGAAACUGUAUCACCGAUAAGAUGAUAUAGUCUACCUCCUAGACAAAUGGAAUGCAAAAUGAAGCAUGUAUACUCCAAAGAUGAAUGUCUUUCGAUAUACAUAAAAGCUCAUAAUUCAUGAAGUUUUUCGUCCAGUUUUUCUGAUCCGAAGUUCGUCCAUCGGCUCAGCUCAGGGGUUCAUCUUUCAUGCUCUAUCAAAUUUUGUACAUUAUACGGUGUGAAUCAAAUUUUAUGUGACAGUAGUAUACGUUACAUACUAUGUAAAUGCAAUGGUUUUUUGAAUCAAUAACAUUAAUCAUUCAAAAUCAA
This is a messenger RNA of Athalia rosae (coleseed sawfly), 1814 nucleotides long. RefSeq names its product DNA-directed RNA polymerase I subunit RPA43 (gene Polr1F). The transcript is spliced from 5 exons. NCBI's taxonomy places the organism in Eukaryota, Metazoa, Arthropoda, Insecta, Hymenoptera, Athaliidae. Gene Ontology annotation, biological process: DNA-templated transcription initiation. The record is from RefSeq and is a predicted model, not a curated record. The coding region runs from base 151 to 1530 and encodes 459 amino acids. Gene Ontology annotation, cellular component: RNA polymerase I complex.